Messenger RNA from Aspergillus novofumigatus IBT 16806, 294 nucleotides. RefSeq lists its product as uncharacterized. NCBI's taxonomy places the organism in Eukaryota, Fungi, Ascomycota, Eurotiomycetes, Eurotiales, Aspergillaceae. The coding region runs from base 1 to 294 and encodes 97 amino acids. The transcript has 2 exons. The record is from RefSeq and is a predicted model, not a curated record.
AUGAAACUGCCCGUCGCUCUUCUCGCUUGCGCUAGCUUACUCCCUGGUGCCCUGUCCUUUUCGGAUGCAUGCAGGCAGGGUCUGCUAUACUGUGGCUCCACUUUGGAGAAGUAUAAUGGAUACUCGUCUUCGGAGCUCAUAGCGGCUAUCAGUGGCAAUCUGGACGCCCUUGUUAGACCCCAAGAUGCCCUCUUCCGAUGCAAAGAUUCGAGUGGUGGCAUUCAACUAAGUACAUUCUGCUACUUGGGUUGCACUAACCCCCCGAAUGGUGAUACUUGUGCUACUGGAGCUUAG